Formica exsecta is the source of this 1458-nucleotide messenger RNA. RefSeq names its product TATA-box-binding protein-like (gene Trf). The transcript has 5 exons. Gene Ontology annotation, biological process: DNA-templated transcription initiation. Bases 296 to 1021 code for a protein of 241 amino acids. Gene Ontology annotation, molecular function: RNA polymerase II general transcription initiation factor activity; DNA binding. NCBI's taxonomy places the organism in Eukaryota, Metazoa, Arthropoda, Insecta, Hymenoptera, Formicidae. The record is from RefSeq and is a predicted model, not a curated record.
ACAAAUUAGAAUAUGAAGAAAUUAGCGCAAAUUCACGCUCACAGUUCACAGUUCACAGUGCUAUUUUGCCAAUUGCCAGAAACAGAUCCCGGCUUACUGGCUCGGCAGUAAUAAAGGGGAUAACGCACACAAGCGUGAACGUGAACCGCGUACGCGUUGUGUAAUGCAUUAUCAGUUACUAGUACUGGGAUUGGUCUCCAGCGUGUGCGAGGUUAGGUCAAGUGAUUAUUUUUCGUCUCGAUUCAAGCACGUGUGAGUAUAUUAGAGUGCUUGUUUAACGUCGGUCUCGUGAAAAAUGACACAAGUCGCGCACGAGGACAACGAAUUAAAAAGAUUGCUCAAUAAUCCAGCGAAAAAUGUGUGCGAAGAUGGAUCCAUGGCUCCGCCGUUAUCGACCAAUGUACCAAGACCAAGCACAUCGCAAAAUAUCAAUCCGCAAUCGGCGAUGAGCCCAAUGACACCGGCCAACAGCGCAAAGGACGUUUGGGAGCCUUGCCUACAAAACGUAGUCUCCACAGUUAACUUGCAGACAGAAUUGAAACUCACUUAUAUUAACGUAAGAACGAGGAAUUCUGAAUAUAAUCCAGCGAGGUUUACCGGACUGAUAAUGAGAAUACGGAAUCCUAGAGCGACAGCAUUAAUCUUCAGCUCAGGAAAAUUGGUAUGCACCGGCGCGAGAAGUGAAGACGAUUCACUUUUGGCAGCAAGAAAGUUUGCCAGAAUAAUUCAAAAGCUUGGAUUCCCUGUAAAGUUUUCCUCUUUCAAAGUACAAAACAUUGUUGCAACAUGUGACGUAAAAUUUCCAAUUAAACUGGAGGGUUUGUAUCGAGAGCAUGCUCAGUUCUGUAGUUACGAGCCAGAAUUAUAUCCUGGCCUGAUAUACAGAGUGUUAUAUCCUAGAGUAGUAUUACUGAUAUUCGUGAAUGGUAAAGUUGUAUUAACAGGAGCAAAAAAUAGAUCCGAACUAAAAGGUGCAUUGAAUUUUAUAUAUCCAGUAUUAAUGCAAUUCAGAAAGAUGUAAUCUGUUCGUACACAGAACAAAAAUGCUGUCAUAAACAAAAUAAUAUGAUGUAAAUAUAUAAAAGUUAAUUGUAUGAUAAAGAGAUAUGUAUUAGGUACCUAAUAUAUUUGAAAAUCUCUGUCAGAUGAAAGAAAAGAAUUUAUAUUUUGUACGUUUAUACAUUUUUUGUAUAAUGAUAUAAGAUGAGUAUGUGUAAUUGAUGUGUUUUAUAUAUUCUGCGAUUCUAAUAUAUAAUACACGCAAUUUUUAAUUUAGACAUAAAAUUAUGUUAGAAAAUAUUUGAAAUUAUUAAUUUUGGCUAUACAAUUGUAUAUAUUUUCUUGCAUAUAUUUUACUGCUCAUGAUUAGGAAAAAUUAAGAGAACACACACGCUUUUGUUUAUUGUUAAAAUAUAUGUAUAUUUUAGAGACUUUACACAAUAAAGAAAAUAAACAUCA